This is a messenger RNA of Panicum virgatum (switchgrass), 2991 nucleotides long. Its product is annotated as zinc finger MYM-type protein 1-like. The transcript has 2 exons. The coding region runs from base 417 to 2306 and encodes 629 amino acids. The record is from RefSeq and is a predicted model, not a curated record. Gene Ontology annotation, molecular function: protein dimerization activity. NCBI's taxonomy places the organism in Eukaryota, Viridiplantae, Streptophyta, Magnoliopsida, Poales, Poaceae.
AUCUUCCACGGGGGUGGUGCCGUGGCCUGGUGGUGCCCCCAGCGCGGCGGCCUCGGUGAGCAGCAGCGAGCACGAGGACCUUGCCGCCGCCGCCCGGGAACCCUAACCCCCUCAUUCCCCAAUCCACGCGCUUCCCUCUCUCAUCCGUCCCCCGCGCCGCGGUAUCGAGGGGGUUGCGGUGGAGUGCCGGCUCGCCGCAGCCGGCAUACGGCAGGGGCAAGAAGCCCGGAGCAGCGGCGGUGAGUCGAGCAACCGGAAAACGGAGGUCAGCUCCGGGCACCCGAAUCCUUACUCUCUGAACAUGGAAAUGCGUGUUUGAUUCAGUUCAACGAAAAUGCGAAUGCCUGAUAGGAGGCGACGGAUUAUUUGUUUAUUUAUUUUGGUUGAAAUGCAGAGACUAGUUGAGGGAUUGGGAAAUGAAGAAGAAGAAGGCGGCAGUGGAUUUGAAGUCCCUGUGGGAAAGGACCGGGAAGGUGCCGAAGACGGCAUCCACCUCAGUGCCGGCAGUGGCAGCGGCAGCGGCACCUCCGUCAAGUUUGCUUCGAUGCUUGAGGUUCUUUCUGCAGCAAGGACUGGCUUUUCAGGGGCAUGGCGAAAUCGAGGAGUCACUGAAGGAAGGAGUUUUUCCUGAGCUCUUGAAGUGGCUGGCAGAGCAUUUGGAAGGAGCUGACAAGGCGGUUCUGGAGAAUGGUUUAAGUGAUCCUCAAAUUACUUCUCCAAACAUGCUGAAGGAUCUGGUCAGUGCUUGCGCCAGAGAAACCACCAGGCGUAUUGUGCGGGACCUUGGCGAGGAGAAUUUCGCGAUACUUGCUUGCCUGCUUACUGAUGCUUGCCAUAAUGAGCAGCUGGUUGUUUGCUUGCGGUAUGUCGAUAAGAAAGGAAGGGUGGUUGAGAGGUUGGCUGGCAUUGUGAAUGUUGAGAACCCAGACGCUUCUACAAUUAAAGGUGCGAUUGAGUCCGUACUCAGGGAUCACUCCUUGAGCUGGUCAAGGGUCCGUGGGCAGGGGUAUGAUGGAGUAGGCAACAUAAGGGAUCACGUGAAGGGUCUAAAGAAACUAAUAACGGAUGAGUCUCCUUCUGCUCAUUAUGUUCAUUGCUUUGCCCAGGAACUGCAAUUGGCACUUGUUACUGUUCUUAAGAAGAUCGAUGCUUGUGCUGAUUUCUUUGAGCAAAUUGAAUUUUUGUUGAGUGUUCUUGAAACUUCCUGCAGAAAGGCUCAAAUGCUUCUAGUAGCUGAAGCUCAACAAGUACUAGAAGGUUUGGAUCCAAAGAAGCCGUUUAGUACAAAGGAUGAUGCUGGUUAUGGAUUUCAUUAUAAAACUACCAUACGAAUUUAUGUACUAUAUCCCACCAUCCGAAGUGUUCUCAUCAUGAUUGGAGAAGACUGCACUCAAGGCAUGGAGGCUGUAAAAGCUCGAAAGUUAUUGGCUUACUUCGAGUCGUUUGAGUUUGUUUUCAUGACACGCUUGUUGUUCAAUGUGUUGGGAUACACUUACGACUUAAGCAGACGUUUCCGAAUAUUCAGAGAUGAUUUUAUUGCAAAUGCCAUUGAUUUCAUUGGUUUGUCAAAUAAUGAGUUGUACACAUUGUGUGGGAAUGAUGAAUGGGAUACAUUUCUUAAAGAUGUAACUGCUUUCUGUGGGAAGCAUGACAUCAAAGUCCCUAGCAUGGAUGAUAUUUAUGAACCAGUGUUAAGAUCAAAAGGGUCCUUUAGAAAAGUCAAGAAUAUCCACCGCUACCGUGUUAAAAUUUUCACAAGUGUCUUUGAUGGGCAAUUUCAAGAGUUCAAUGACAGGUUUGAUGAGGUGAACGCAGAUUUUCUUCUUUGUGCGGCAUCACUUGAUCCAGCUAAGUCGUUUUAUCAUUAUGACAAGGAUAAGCUACUUAAACUUGCUCGGUUUUAUCCCAAAGACUUCUCAAGAAAAGAUUUGUCACAGCUUCCCAUCCUUCUCACACGCUUUAUUGCUGAUAUGCGUGAGGAUGAAAGGUUUAGAGACGUGAAAAGUUUUGUUGAGCUUUCAGUUAUGCUUGUUGAAACAAAGAAGAGCCUCAAACAUCCUAUUGUUUACAAGCUUCUUAAAUUGGUGCUAGUUCUUCCCAUAGCAACUGCUAGUGUUGAGAGGGUAUUUUCUGCAAUGGAUCUUGUUAUGAAUAAGCUAAGAAAUAGAGUGGGGAAGCAAUUACUGUAUGAUUGCCUGGUUACAUUCAUUGAGAGGGAUGUUUUCAUGCAAGUCAAGGAUGAGGCCUUGGUAUCAUUUCCAAGCCAUUGUAGGAGCGUAAAGUUACAAGGAGCAUCUGGAUGUUAAGCUGAAGCUAAUGGCUGAGUAAUUCAGUAUGGACUGAAGUGCAAGAGGGAGGGAGCUGUUUUGAUUUUUGGCCAAAUCCAUAAAGCAAGGGAUCUGCUGCUUACUGUUGACGAGAAGAAACCUCGCCAUAUCUUCAAUAGUGAAUUUCUGCUUUUCUGCAUGAAAUGCGAUGGAUUCCUUGCUGACAAGCAGAGCAAGCUCAUCAUUGCUCUCCUGCAUAGUGCUUCGUGGCAAGGGUUGACAGGUGAAUCGUCAACAUCCCCUUGUUUAUGGUGAGGGUCGAGUCUGAGUGGCACAUUGACUUGUCAUUGACAGGCCCAUUCGGUGGUGGUGGUCCCCCUGGUAGGGUGAGGAACCAGAAGAACUGAAGAAGUCAAGUGGGCUGGUGGCUAUGCCGGUGGUAAGGAUGAAGAGAUCUGCGAAAAUAGAGAGCCUAGCAGUUUAAUGAUAUGUAAUCGCCUUAAGAUGUUAAGGAUGUGAGUGGUAUGUGUAGCCCAGCCUGAGAUUCACAAUGCCUGUGUUAUGUUUCAGAAUUUUAGCAGGUUGUCAUGUAGAUAGUGGCUUUCUUUUAUCUUGCUGUGUAAGGUAGCUCAAGCUAUCAUGUGUUUGGAGACGUCUAAUGUCUGAACUUGGAAGUUGGAAUAUAGUUGCACUGUCUAAUUCUUUUUAGGAGAACCCUAUUACA